Molecule: messenger RNA, 1119 nt
Organism: Vicia villosa (hairy vetch)
Lineage: Eukaryota; Viridiplantae; Streptophyta; Magnoliopsida; Fabales; Fabaceae
Exons: 5
Coding region: 1-1119 (372 amino acids)
Molecular function (GO): nucleic acid binding; zinc ion binding
Source: RefSeq, a predicted model, not a curated record
AUGGCUGCGAGGAAUGAUGCUGCGAUAGCUGCUGCUUUGGAAGCGAUGGCUCAGGCUAUGCAGAACCAACCGAAUGCUGACGAGAAUGCUGGAUCUCGUAGUUUGGAGCUCGAGCGAAUCUUCCGUGUUAUGGAUUGCACUCCUACUCAGAAGGUCAGAUAUGGCACCCAUAUGCUAGCUAAGGAAGCUGAUGAUUGGUGGUUGGAGACGCUUGCUAGGUUGGAGUUUUCAGGUGAGGAAGUCACUUGGAAUGUGUUCCGUAGGGAAUUUCUGAGGAAGUACUAUCCUGAAGAUGUUCGGGGUAAGAAAGAGAUAGAAUUCCUAGAGUUGACGCUAGGGAACAAGUCCGUGACCGAGUAUGCUGCCAAGUUCACUGAGUUGAUUAAGUUCUAUCCUCACUUUGAUGGCGAAGGUGCUGAAUUUUCCAAGUGCAUCAAGUUUCAGAAUGGGUUACGCUCGGAGAUCAAGAAGGCUGUGGGGUACCAAAAGAUCCGUUUGUUUUCUGAUUUGGUUGACAGUUGUAGGAUCUUUGAGGAAGAUAGUAAUGCUCAUCACAAGAUGGUUAGUGAUAGAAGGGGCAAGAAUCAACAAAGCCGUGGGAAACCAUAUGAUGCUGGUAAAGGGAAACAAAGAGUUACUCAUGGUCAGAGAUGUGGUAAGAUGGGACAUGCAAUGUCUGAUUGCAAGCAUAAGGACAUGGUAUGUUUCACGUGUGGCGAAGAGGGACACAUUGGUAGCCAGUGUCCAAAGAAGAAGGCACAAUCUGGUGGAAAAGUGUUUGCUUUAGCUAGGACUCCUACAGCUAGUGGAGACCGACUCAUCAGAGGGUUUCAGGGUUUCUCAACUAAAAAGCUGCCUCUACUUUCUUCUUCCGUGUUUCAUUGCAAUCCCUCAUUCAUAUGGCAUCUGAAGCAUUUAGCAUUUCAAGCAACCUAUCUCAUUCUAGGAGAAGAAGGUUGCAGUGUUACUGUGGGUUGGACGCCCCCCUGGUUACUUCUUGGACAUCUCAGAAUCCAGGUCGAAGGUUCUAUGGUUGUGGGUUAUACAAGUUACAAGGAAGGAAAGGAUGUGCAUAUUUUGAGUGGUACGAUGAGCAACUGGAAAGAGUUCAGCAUUUAG